AAUGGAAAAAUUGUUCUUUGUAAGCUUUCAGGCACAAACACCCUCAGAGGAGGAACAUUUCUCAGGGGAUGGAUUUAGUUUCUCAUUUUUUAAUCAAAUCACCUCCCAUAGUUCUUGUCGCUGUGAUGGUGGGGAUGCUGUAGCCUUCCAGCCCCCACUGUGCUUGGAGCUGUGCAAGAGCAGCGGAGAGCGAGGCUCAGCCAGCGCCUUCUCUUUCUCCCUCCAUGAUUCGCUCGCAGCUUGCUCUGGGGUGGUAUUUCCUCACUGUGGGAUAAAUCACGGUGGACGGGGUAGAUGUUUGCUGCAUGGGAUAAGGCUUCUCUGCAUGCAGCACGCAGGCACACAUAUGCCCUGCAUCCGGUCUCUUUCUCUCUCUCCCUCACACACAAACAUGUCCUGCAUCUAGUGUCAAACACACGCACACAUAUGUCUCACAUUUAGUCUCUCCCUCUCUCUCUCACAAGCACACACAUCCUGCAUUUAGUCUCAAACACACACAUCCUGUAUUGUCUCCCUCUCUCACACACUCACUCACUGCCUCCACCUAGUGUCAAACACAACAUGCACAUACACACACCCGCCCUGCGCGUAGUCGCACAGACACGCCCUGGCCCCGGUCACAUGAGCGGCGCGGCGCAGCGGGGCGCGGGGGCUGGCUUGCGACGGCAGGCUGGCGCGGAGCCAUGGCCUCAGGAACUGCUCUGAUUUAUGAUAAUGAAAUGACCCGUCAUAGACUACUAUGGGAGGAGUAAGUGAACUGCAGUCCUAUCUGUGAAUGUGAAGUGCCGGAAAGAUUGACAUCCUCCUAUGAGCAACUUAAACAUUAUGGUCUUGUGCAAAGAUGUAUGCAUGUACCAAUCAGAGAAGGAACGGAAGAAGAAAUCAUGUUGGUUCACAGUUCAGAAUAUUUACAAAUUGUAAAGAGUACACAAAAAAUGACUGAAGAAGAACUCCGAAGAGUCUCUGAAAAUUAUGAUGCUGUUUACUUUCACCCGGACACUUAUCACUGUGCCAAGCUAGCAGUAGGAGCAAGUUUGCAACUGGUGGACUCUGUGAUGUCAGGAAAAGUAUGCAAUGGAAUAGCAUUAGUAAGGCCUCCAGGUCAUCACAGCCAGAGAGCUGCAGCUAAUGGGUUCUGCAUCUUCAACAAUGUUGCUAUUGCCACAGAAUAUGCAAAAAGAAAAUAUGGUCUACAGAGAAUUCUAAUUGUAGACUGGGAUAUACACCAUGGACAAGGGAUUCAGUAUAUAUUUGAAGAUGAUCCCAGUGUUCUCUAUUUUUCCUGGCAUCGCUAUGAACAUCAGCAAUUCUGGCCAAUGCUCAGAGAAUCUGAUUAUGAUGCCAUUGGUCAGGGUAAAGGAAAAGGAUUCAAUAUAAAUGUUCCUUGGAAUAAGAUUGGGAUGGGAAAUUCAGACUAUUUAGCUGCAUUUUUCCACGUGUUGCUUCCUUUGGCUUUUGAGUUUGAUCCAGAGCUGGUCCUUGUCUCAGCUGGGUAUGAUUCAGGAAUUGGAGACCCCGAGGGUCAAAUGAAUGCUACACCAGAGUGCUUUGCCCAUCUAACUCAUUUCCUAAUGCAGUUAGCUAAAGGAAAACUGUGUGCAGUUCUAGAGGGUGGGUACCAUUUGAAGUCAUUGUCUGAUUCAGUGUUCAUGACUAUAAAAACUCUGCUUGGAGACCCUAUACCCCAAGUGUCUGGAGAAAUGGUACCAUGCAUAAGUGCUGUUGAGUCUAUACAAAAUGUGAGAGCUGCACAUAAAACCUACUGGAAGUGUUUGAUACAUGAAGAUGUAGGACUGUUACAAGAUCUCAGCACCAAAUCUCACUCAGUGAUGGAGCCUGAGCUGGUGCAGUCCAGUGUGCAUCCUACAGCAGAACAAACAGUUGGGAAGAGUUAUAGUGAUGAAGCCAUCAAAACAGAGAGGUUUUUGAAUUCACACAUGAAAAAAAUUCUGUCUCCAGUGCCUCCUGUUAAAACAUCAGCAGCAAUUGUCUCUAUAGGUGCUGAAAGUUUGCUCCCAAUUUCUGUUCAAGUGGAGAAGGAAAUCAAUACAAAAGACUGUAAAGCCCUUAUCAGCAGGUUUUAUUCAGAUGGUGUGAAAGAGGAUGAGGCUUUAAUUCCUUUUGGGAAUAUGUUGGCUGUCCUCGAUAAAAUACUUAGGAAGGAGGUGUGCAAUGGAAUUGUAGAAUCAGCUGUGGGUUCUCUUUGCGCUGCUGUUGCACUAAAGCACUGCACAGAUUUUGGGUUACAACGAGUGCUCUGCAUAUUUGUUGGGGAAAUGGAUACUGAGCUCAGCGUGGAAGAUGGAAAACAUCUUCUGGUAAAUAUUUGUCAGAAACCAUCUGAGAAGGCUGGCUCCAAGUACUUUAUUUCUCUGAACUGGAAAGAGGAUACUGAAAGAAACAACUUCUUUUCUGCUGCACUUGGAUUCAUUCUUCCCGUAGCUUACAGCUAUCAACCUGACUUAACUGUAAUAGUUGUUGGACCAAACAGGAGCCUUGGUAUAAAUGGGAUUUCUCUGCUUACCAGUCUUCUGAAAGGAUUAGCAGAGUCUCGAAUUCUUGCAGUGAUUCAGGACACAGAGAUAAAACUGGUGCAAAGUGUGGCUAAAGCCUUAAACAAGGUUUCUACACAUGAUUUUGGAGUCUAUGCAUCUGCUUCUCAAGAAAAUGUACGUGAGAUAAAACUAUUAAGGCACCAGCUUCAACAGGAAUGGAAAAUGCUUCAGUGUUCAGUAAGGGACUGUUUUUCUGGCAGCUGAGGAUACUUUGCUAUCAUCUGAUGCAUUUCGUCACAACAGAAGAAGAGAACAAUGUGUUAAGCAAACAAAAAGAUGAUUAAGCUAA
Molecule: messenger RNA, 2844 nt
Organism: Alligator sinensis (Chinese alligator)
Lineage: Eukaryota; Metazoa; Chordata; Crocodylia; Alligatoridae
Gene: HDAC10
Product: histone deacetylase 10
Exons: 21
Coding region: 846-2759 (637 amino acids)
Biological process (GO): chromatin organization
Cellular component (GO): histone deacetylase complex
Molecular function (GO): histone deacetylase activity
Source: RefSeq, a predicted model, not a curated record